GGAGACAGGAGACAGAGACAGGAGACAGGAGACAGGAAGCAGACACAGAGACAGGAAACAGAGACAGAAACAAAAACAGUCUGGAUGUUUGUCCGCUUAACCUUGGCUCAUUUCUCUGAUUGGUUCAAUCGCUUUGGGUCCAUAUAAACAAUCCUCAUUUUUAUUAUCUCACACCUCUCUUUCACUCUAUCGAAUUAAUGAUUCCUUGACUAAAGCUCAACUCCACCCCAAAAUUCUACCCCUCAAACAUCAUUUACACACACAAUCAUGGCAUCAAUCGCAAGGAGUUUAAGGCCAUGCGCCUCAAAAAUUACAUCCAGCCCAUUCAAGACUGUUCCGUCAUGGAGAUCUUCAUCCUUUGGAGCUGUUCGAGCUUUCUCGGUAUCUAGAGCUGCUUUCAACAAGAAGUACACCAAGGACCACGAAUGGAUUCUCCUGUCUCCCGAUAACAAGACUGGCACAAUCGGCAUCAGUGACUAUGCCGCACAUGCUCUUGGUGACGUCGUUUAUGUCGAGCUUCCUACCGUCCCCCUAGACGUCGGCGCUGGUGAUGCCAUUGGUGCCGUAGAGUCUGUCAAGAGCGCAUCCGAUAUCAACAGUCCUAUCGCUUGCAAGAUUGUGCAGGCUAACAAGAUGUUGGAGGAAACACCAAGCACUAUCAACAAGGGGCCCGAAGAUGAAACAAGUGCCGGAGGCUGGGUUGCCAAGGUUGAAGUUGGAGAGCAGGGAGUCAAGGAUCUGGAAGGCUUGAUGGAUGAGAGUGCUUACAAGGCAUUUAUUGAGGAAUAAGCAGCGCAAUGGGAGUUGCCAUAUGACGAGAAAUGAGGGCAUGGUUGCAUGGACGGGCGGGGCAUAGCAUAGACGGGGGAUUCAACUCAACAUUGACGAAUGUGUAUUUGGGAAUGGAGUUUAUUCAACAAACAUAAGGGUUGGAGUGGAAUGAUACUGGGUUAGCUACAUUUACAUAUGUAUGCAGCUUUUAGCGUUCUUGGAACAUAUUUGAAAGCUAUUGGUGGUCCAGCCA
Molecule: messenger RNA, 1024 nt
Organism: Botrytis cinerea B05.10
Lineage: Eukaryota; Fungi; Ascomycota; Leotiomycetes; Helotiales; Sclerotiniaceae
Gene: Bcgcv3
Product: Bcgcv3
Exons: 2
Coding region: 268-789 (173 amino acids)
Biological process (GO): glycine decarboxylation via glycine cleavage system; protein lipoylation
Cellular component (GO): mitochondrion; glycine cleavage complex; cytoplasm
Source: RefSeq, a predicted model, not a curated record